UCCCGGCCUCCCAGCUUCGGGGAUGGGUCUCCUACAGCAUCACUGGUCAUGUGACCUCCUACAGAUGCUAGUAGUAGCAACAUGGCUGGGAGAUCUCUGUGGUCCCUGUCCGUCACAGGAGGUGGGGGUUGUCUGAUGACAUCACUGGGCUCGGCAGGGGAGAGGCUCCACCUGAUUGGCCAAUUGGCUUUUAUCACAUCUGAGCAGAGCUAAGAAUAAAGCCAGCCAGGGAGCAUGAUAACAACACGGAUGCUCCUCAGAGUCUGCAUAGAAGAGAGGCAAUGUUGGCUGACAUGAGACGGUUGGAGGGGGGUGGGGGACGGAAUGUUUAAAUAGGAUGAAGCGUUACGUGGCAACAAGCAAUCUCAGUUUUAGAGUGGUACUCAAGGGGGCUUAAAGCUUUGAGAGUGAAGGCUGGUAGAGAUACAUGCACACAUGAAAUGUAUUUGAUAGUGAGAAAACGUCCAGCUGCAAGAUAUCUCAAGGUGAAACAUAAACCACACUCGUGUCAGCUUGGCUCAGGAGUAUGACAAAGUUGCCCCAAUAUGCUGAUGUAAGGACAGUUUCACAUCUCCCUCCCUAGUGAUUAAGGUCAGGAUUUUGGGGAGAUUAAACUGAUUUCAGACCUGUGCCUAUGGGCAGCUUCCAACUCAAAAUCCUGCUGCUCUUUGUAUCCUAUAGAUGCUGCUGUGGCUUGGAUUCCCAGUAGUGUCAGACCUGGGGCGUAUCCCUCAUGUUGACGGACAGCGGAUGGACAAGGGGCAGCUGUGAGUCGUUGCUGCACUACUUUGUGCAAGUGGAACAAAAGACUGAGGAGAAGGAGACGUCACACAGACUCACCCAAGAUCCCAACGGAGCAGAGAGGUCAGCACUAUUGACACAGACUCACCCAAGAUCCCAAAGGAGCAGAGAGGUCAGCACUAUUGACACAGACUCACCCAAGAUCCCAACGGAGCAGAGAGGUCAGCACUAUUGACACAGACUCACCCAAGAUCCCAACGGAGCAGAGAGCUCAGCACUAUUGACACAGACUCACCCAAGAUCCCAACGGAGCAGAGAGGUCAGCACUAUUGACACUGACUCAUCCAAGAUCCCAACGUAGCAGAGAGGUCAGCUCUAUUGACACAGACUCAUCCAAGAUCCCAACGGAGCAGAGAGGUCAGCACUAUUGACACUGCCUCAUCCAAGAUCCCAACGGAGCAGAGAGGUCAGCACUAUUGACACAGACUCACCCAAGAUCCCAACGGAGCAGAGAGGUCAGCACUAUUGACACUGACUCAUCCAAGAUCCCAACGGAGCAGAGAGGUCAGCUCUAUUGACACAGACUCAUCCAAGAUCCCAACGGAGCAGAGAGGUCAGCACUAUUGACACUGCCUCAUCCAAGAUCCCAACGGAGCAGAGAGGUCAGUACUAUUGACACUGCCUCAUCCAAGAUCCCAACGGAGCAGAGAGGUCAGCUCUAUUGACACUGCGGCUCCUCUAAUGCGCUGAGCUAAAGCUGACCUCCACUGAUUUCACUUUGCUAUUCUUAGAGCUGCUGCAUUGUCCUCAAUUAACACAGAGGAAAGUACAAGAGAGAUAAAGGAAUCGUGCCCAUCCUCUUGAGGAUGGUUUCUUAAACCAUGAGUGGACCCAAAGUGGGCCCUGGGCAUCUGAGGUGUGUCGCGAGUUACAGGAAUAAUUUAUAAUCACACACUAUUUGUAUAUCUCUUCUUAAUUUAGGUCAUUGAAGAACGAUUAGGGUCACAGGGGGAAGGUCAUUUUGGGUCACAAGUUUAAAAAGUUUAGGAACCCCUGCUCUAGUAUAGUAAUAGUAACCUAUUCGAACAGAUAGUGAAUUGACAGAGGAAGUAGCCCCUCUCUGCAUCCCUUUAAUCAAACACAGGAUACAGUGUCCAAUGCACAUCCAAUGAUCUAAAUAUGCUCAGCAUGAGGACAGGAGCACCAGAACUAUUUUUGGAAGAAAUUAUUCCCUGGUAUCCCAGCUGCUGCUAAGCUUUACAGUACUGGAUCAACAAAGAGAUGUCUCCCUCCCUACCACCAGCAUCCCUAGUCCACCUUCAUGUGUCCUUCCUCUCCUCUGCUUCUUCCUCCUCCCAUCUCAUACAGCGUUGCUGCGGUGAUGUCAUCAUUCCCUGCUCCAGCCAAGCCAGAGAUUUUAUUCUGAGCUCUCCAAGAGCUGCAGCAGCCAUCACAUGGGCCUCACCACUGCAUCACUCACCUCCCCCCUGCUGCAGGUAGCUCAGGUUGCUAGGAGACACUUUCCCUGGCUGCCUAGUAACAGAUAAAUGUUGUUUUUCUUCCUCUGAUGGAUGAGAAAGGACUGCUUUAACACCUUCACUUUGGCUGCUCACCCACCCCCUGGACAGUGCAGUGGGACUCUGGGCAGCGACGUGGGACUAUGGAGAGCGACGUGGGACUCUGGACAAUGCAGUGGGACUCUGGGUAGCGACGUGGGACUCUGGACAGUGCAGUGGGACUCUGGGCAGCGACGUGGGACUCUGGGCAGCGGCGUGGGACUCUGGACAGUGCAGUGGGACUCUGGGCAGCGACGUGGGACUCUGGGUAGCGACGUGGGACUCUGGACAGUGCAGUGGGACUCUGGGCAGCGGCGUGGGACUCUGGGCAGCGGCGUGGGACUCUGGGCAGCGGCGUGGGACUCUGGACAGUGCAGUGGGACUCUGGGCAGCGGCGUGGGACUCUGGACAGUGCAGUGGGACUCUGGGCAGCGACGUGGGACUCUGGACAGUGCAGUGGGACUCUGGGUAGCGACGUGGGACUCUGGACAGUGCAGUGGGACUCUGGGCAGCGGCGUGGGACUCUGGGCAGCGGCGUGGGACUCUGGGCAGCGGCGUGGGACUCUGGACAGUGCAGUGGGACUCUGGGCAGCGGCGUGGGACUCUGGACAGUGCAGUGGGACUCUGGGCAGCGACGUGGGACUCUGGACAGUGCAAUGGGACUCUGGGUAGCGACGUGAGACUCUGGACAGUGCAGUGGGACUCUGGGCAGCGGCGUGGGACUCUGGGCAGCGGCGUGGGACUCUGGGCAGCGGCGUGGGACUCUGGGCAGCGGCGUGGGACUCUGGACAGUGCAGUGGGACUCUGGACAGUGCAGUGGGACUCUGGGCAGCGACGUGGGACUCUGGACAGUGCAGUGGGACUCUGGGCAGCGGCGUGGGACUCUGGACAGCGGCGUGGGACUCUGGGCAGCGGCGUGGGACUCUGAACAACAAGUCCAUGAUGACACUUUUGAUAAUUUAGAAUGAUGAUAAUGGACUUAAUUUACAGGACAUGAAACUGUCUGUUCAAGCUCAGUACUUAAUGUAAUUUCCAAUUGAAAAUAACUUUAAAAAGUAGAAGUGACAUUCAAGGUAAUCAAAAAAAUAAUAAAACGUUUAAUUAAAUGUAACCAUGUUUGACCUUUUAGGAAACGUUCUGUUAAAGGAAUGAAAUUCCAAGAAAAUAGUUGUUUUUUUGUAAAAUGCCUUAAAUGUGCUGACAAUGUUGCAGAACCAAGCAACUGACCUCCACCAUUCCCAGAAAGGUGUUAGGUUGUUUACAAAAUAAUCAGAGCACAACCUCUCUCACCAAGCUCUAAGAAACAUAUGGUUCUCAGAACGUUGUGUGCUAGCUGGGUAAUGUAUUCCGAAAUAUGACUUAGUUGGAGUCAAAAAAAUACUAAAGUACUGUUGUGUGUGUGUGUGUGUGUGUGUGUGGGCACGUCAAGAGAACUCUGUAGAUCUAGUGGCCUGAUGAGUCCUAGUGGCUGGGGCAGCAGAGCAGAGAGCCCAUUAAAAGUGAACAGCCCUUA
Oncorhynchus mykiss (rainbow trout) is the source of this 3810-nucleotide messenger RNA. The record is from RefSeq and is a predicted model, not a curated record. Lineage: Eukaryota; Metazoa; Chordata; Actinopteri; Salmoniformes; Salmonidae.